Molecule: messenger RNA, 6998 nt
Organism: Brassica oleracea var. oleracea
Lineage: Eukaryota; Viridiplantae; Streptophyta; Magnoliopsida; Brassicales; Brassicaceae
Product: helicase SEN1
Exons: 22
Coding region: 85-6756 (2223 amino acids)
Molecular function (GO): helicase activity
Source: RefSeq, a predicted model, not a curated record
AAUUUCUUCCUCUGUAACAUCGGAAACUUCAAUUCCCGUCGCCGGAAACUCUCGACUUCGCCUUCCGUGUCGAGGAGGAGAAAAAUGACGAGUAAAGUCUCCUCAAGCGCUGAGCUCCUGACCCGGUGGAGGAGAAUCGAGGAAGACGAAGAGGAGAACGACGAUUCUGAUCCCUCCACAGUACGCCGUCUUAACCAGCGCAAAGAACAAUGGUUUACAGAUGCAUUCACCAUGCUGAUCUCCUUGCCGAGAGACACUCAUAUCUGGUGCGGGUGUAGCGACGUGAUGGGACCUCUUAUCGAGACGUUCUACAAUUUCUUCAGAGACGAUAGAGAGGACUCGCCUCUUAAGGCUCUGUGGAAGAGAAUCUCUGGGGAGAUGCGGACUUGUGCUCAGUGUAUCUCUCAGCACCAUCAGACUCAAGAGAUGUAUGAGAAAGAGUACGAGUGCGCUUCCGUUGGUCCGUUGCUCGUUGUGCUGCGUAAGCUCGAUGAGCAGAGAGUGACUAUGCACUUGCAAGAGAUUAACUCGAUUAUAGAAAAAGGAGCGUAUGAUCCUGAUCAUCAUCAUGCAGAAGUUGUUAGUGUAAUGUACGAGGUUUUGAUGUUUCCCUUCUUCUUUGACGACAUGUCCUUAUGCACUGAGUUUGAGAAGUUCAUUGAGUCGAUCGACAACAUUCAUGAGCUGGCAUUUGCUGAGAAUCAAGAAUUUCCGGGUGUGUAUGCACUUCUUUUUCUCAAUAGAAGGGUGCGUGUCAUUGGUUAUCGCUUGGCGAGGGCCAUGGGGAAGUUGAGGUCAGCAACUCAAUUGGAACGCCUUCAGCCAUUGCUCAAGAAAUUCAUUGGAAUUCUGGAGAUGGAGGGACUGCCUUCUUCAUCUCAGGAUCCAAGGCCGAGGAUUAAUCUAGACCGCUCAUCCAUAUGGCUUGGGAUGACAUCACUGCUUGAGUUCUUAGAAGGCCCUGCUUUUGAAGAGGGGAUAUUAGAGCCUUAUCCCAUUUUUGUUGACACAGUGUUAAACCAUAUAAGCGGCGAUUCACCUGAAUUUUCGCUGGCUGUUAAUUGCCUGAAAGAGCUAUUUAAGACACUUGGUUGUAAGCUUUGGCUUAGGGCUACCUUGUCCCCAAGUGUGAUGCGUAACACAUUGUUGGGUCAGUGUUUCCAUACAAGAGCCGAGAAAAUCCACAAAGCCAUUUUUGAUCUUUUCCAGCCACUAUUACAGUCCCUUGAGGCUUUGCGAGAUGGUGAGCAUGAAAAGCAACGUAGACACUUUCUCUACUUUCUCCUUCAUCAGGUCCCAGUUAGCAGUAACUUCAGUGUUUUAGCGAGAAGAAUUGGCCACAAGAUUGCUCUUCUUAUUGUACUCAGAGGUUACAAGAUGAACCCUCCUUGCCCUCCCUUUGAGUGUGCACACAUGUGGGGACCGUCUCUUGUGUCAUCGUUUAACGAUUCUGCACUGCAUAUUUCAUUGCGUCAACCUGCUAUUGAUCUUGUCCAAACUAUCCUGGUAUCUGAUGCUACGGCCCUACUAGCUUCGCUGCUACGUAAUAAUACAGGCAACUAUAUGGGCAAUGAGGUGAAAUAUGACGACGAUGACAGUAAUCUUCCCUUUCCCCAUGCUGUCGAAGAUGUAAGUGAUCGUCCCUGGAGUGACUUUACCCAGCAGAGCAAAGUUACUCUUGGGGAGUGCAAAGAGUGGAUGUGCAUUCCAAUGCUCUGGAUUACUACUCUUACAAAUACAAAUCUUCUGAACCUUCCAGUAUCGCUAUCCCAAGCAGUAUUUUGGUCUCGGUCACGUUUUUGUUUGGUGGAAUCUGAAAAGACUGAUGACAUGACAGUUGAUAUGGAAACCUGGCUUUCAUCUUCCGCUGUUGAAAUCAAAGGCACGCUUGGAUGGAAGGUAGCAACAGGUUCUGAUGACGGGGGGCCAGGAAAGGAGUCCAAAAACUCUGUGGCAGUGUCAAAGAUGUGCCCUACGUUAAUACGAACACUGAAGAGAUUGACCACUUGUUUUCUGGUCCAAAUGGGUGAAGAGUAUCGAAAACAAUGGACCUGGGUACCAGGGAUGAGCGAAACUUUCAUCCUUUCUCUUUCAGAUCCAGAUGAUAAUAUACGGCAGUUUGGAAAGUCUAUGCUGGAACACGUUUCAAAUACCAGAGGCCUGUCUUGUGGGCUGAAGUUUCUCUGCUCUCAAAGUUCACACCUCGUACAUGUUUUUUCUGGAGCUACACAUGUUUUACAGCAGGUCCAUUUGAGCUCUGUUCUACAAAGAUUUCAGAUCCUGCAUCAUUUUUUCUUUCUAUUAUUCAAGCUGCUGAAGGAAGAGGAUGUGGUCAUUAUUACUGUGAAGAGUUCUGGAGGGGGAUUUUUGAGGCAGCCGGACUUCAGUGCUCCUCCUGUGAUUGAGAGCAGAAAUUCCUCCACUGCUACCCCGGAAUUACUGAAGUUUCUCUACUCGCUGGCAGAAGUUGCCUGGGGCGCAGUAAGGAAGUGCUUAGCUGAGGGAAAGGCUUUCAUCCAUCAAAGUCUUUGCCAGAUGACAUGUGUACGUUUGCUUGAGAUAACUCCUGUCGUUCUGGGAAAGCUUAGACUAAGCCGUGAAGCUAUUGGAGGAGCUUUGAAAGAUGCAUCUGAUCUUAAAUGGCUUCCUGAUCUCAUUGAUUGGGGAAGGUCACAACUUAAAGUUGUUGUUACGUAUUGGAGACGAGCAUUAGCGGCUUUGCUAGAUAUCUUACAAGGAUCAAAGAGUAACACUUGUUCCUCAGCAGUCCAGGCUAUCAGACGUGUGUUGUCUGCUGAUGAUCUUGACAUCGAGCAAUUAGCAGACCAAAUCUCCCGCCUUGUUCCCAAGGCAAAUGAGUGUCUUAAACCUGUUGAUGCUGUUGGCAGAGCACCAGAUAAUGUGAUGGAUCUAACAGAGGAUGUGACUGAGAAGGAAUCAUUGAAGAAUUUACCUAGUUUGCAUAAGUCUCAUCAACUUGAUAUCAAUAAAACUCUUCCACCUAUCAGAAGCAUCUCACGGGUCCCAUCUCUGAAGAAGGGUACUUCUAGUAUUGAUACUUCAAAGAGUUCGGCGGCAGUUGUCUCAGAGAAAGAUGUUUCAGUAAGAUCCAGCAAUAUUGUUAGGGACCUUCCCACCACAAGCGCUGAACCAAGCAAGGUUGGUAGUAUGAGUAAGGAUGCAGAAAACAGACAGACUGUGGGAGGUCCUCUUUCACUUGUAAACAAAGCCAACUUAAAGAACGCUGCUGAUGAAUUCAUCUCUCGUGGAACUUCGAAAGAGGCCCAGAAAUCUGCGAUUUCCAACACCAAAGGCAUGGAUUUGAGAAAAGUAGUUAUUGAGCCGGAGGUUGAUCCACUGGAUUUGGCACUUAAAUCUCUGAAACCACAGCCAUUACCCCUAACAAAACCAGGACCUAUUGUUCCCAAACGACAAGUUAUUCAACUUUGUGCACCUGUAAAUAAGAAAGCUGAGCGUUGGCAGAGGCAAGCAGCUGGAUUUAAAAGAUUCAGGCCACCAAAGCUUGAAGAUUGGUUUAGAAAGAUUUUGCAAAUGGACUACUAUGCAAUAGUGGGACUGGCGUCAACAAAUAAAGAUGAGAAUCAGAAUGUCGGAAAGUUCAGGGAAGUUCCAGUGCGUUUUAGCUCACCUGAGCAAUAUGUACAGAUUUUCCAGCCCUUGGUUCUCGAAGAGUUUAAAGCACAGUUGCAAAGUUCCUUCCAGGAGAUAUCGUCAUUGGAGGAGAUUUAUUACGGUGAUCUGUCUGUUUUGUCGAUUGAAAGGGUUGAUGACUUCCACUUUGUUCGUUUUAUUAAAGACGAAAGUGAUGGACCCAACUCGAAAAGUUUCUCUGAGAAUGAUUUGAUUUUGUUCACAAAAGAGCAUCCAGAAAACAGUAAUGUUGGUGGUAAUAUGAUUGGAAAGGUGGAAGGGCGGGAAUGGGAUGAGAAAAAACGGUCGAGUAUUUUGAAUGUGCGCUUGUAUCUUCAGAAUGCGUCUUCACGAUUAAAUCAAGCUAGAAGGAAUCUUUUGGAACGUAGCCAAUGGCAUGCAUGUCGGAUUUUAAACAUUACAUCCCAAAUCCGAGAGUUUCAAGCGUUGUCAUCCAUUAAGGAUAUCCCCGUUCUUCCUGUGAUCUUGAGCCCUUUGGGUGACUCGAACUAUGACUCUGAAACUAAAAGAUCAGAUCUGCGUUCAUUACCACAUUCUUUACAACAAAUACUCAAAUCAUCUUUCAAUGAGAGUCAACUUCAGGCUAUUAGCGUUUCCAUUGGCUCAUCCAAUCUGACAAAAGAGUUUGACAUUUCACUUAUUCAGGGUCCUCCAGGAACUGGCAAGACUCGCACUAUUGUUGCCAUUAUUAGUGGUUUGCUUGCUUCCGUUUCACGUAAAACUGGAAAUUCUGAGCAAGAUCAUAGUUCUUCUACAACUUCUAGGCAGAGAAUGAAUCCGAAUGUGGCUAUGGCAAGGGUAUGGCAAGAUGCAGCUCUGGCUAAACAGCUAGAUGAUGAUGGGGAGUCAAAGAAAAAGAUGGGAGAAAAGAUUGGUAAGGGAAGGGUAUUGAUCUGCGCUCAGUCAAAUGCUGCAGUUGAUGAAUUAGUUUCGCGAAUAUCUAGUUUAGGCGUUUAUGGCAUGGAUGGGAAGAUGUUUAAACCGUAUCUUGUGAGGGUUGGUAAUGCAAAAACUGUUCAUCCAAAUUCACUGCCCUUCUUUCUGGAUACACUGGUUGAUCAGCGCUUAGCAGAGGAGAGAAUGCGGAUAAACAAAGCUAAGAGUAAUAAGGCUGAAGAUUCUUCUGCCUUACUGCGCUGUAGUUUAGAAAAGGUCGUUGAUCAGAUCACCCGUUUUGAAGCUAAGCGUGCAAACUUAAACCAGGAAAGUUUGGACGCCAAAGAAAAGCUAGGGAGUAAAAACCUCGAUAUAGAUGAUGAUGGCAAGCCAAUGUCUGAUGCAGAGCUAGGAAUAAGAUUGCGGAGGCUAUAUGAGCAAAAGAGGAAAAUUUACAAAGAUCUUGGUGCUGUUCAGGCUCAAGAGAGAAAAGCUAACAAUGAAAUUAGAGCAUUGAAGCAUAAGUUGAGGAAGUCCAUUCUUAAAGAUGCUCAAAUAGUUGUUACGACUUUAAGUGGUUGUGGAGGAGACUUGUACAAUGUGUGUGCUGAAUCUUCAUCAGCCCAUAAAUUUGGCAGUCCAUCUGAAGAUAAUUUGUUUGAUGCUGUAGUGAUUGACGAAGCAGCUCAGGCUCUGGAGCCAGCUACCUUGAUUCCUCUACAGCUCUUAAAGUCAAGAGGGACUAAAUGCAUAAUGGUUGGAGAUCCAAAGCAGCUUCCAGCAACUGUUCUCUCCAACAUUGCUAGUAAAUACUUGUAUGAAUGCAGCAUGUUUGAACGCUUACAAAGGGCUGGUUAUCCUAUCCUAAUGCUUACCCAACAGUAUAGGAUGCAUCCAGAUAUUUGUAGAUUCCCGUCUAUGCAUUUCUACGACAAUAAGCUACUGAAUGGUGUCGACAUGUCAAGCAAAUCAGCUCCGUUUCACAAGAGCCCUUAUCUUCGACCAUAUGUUUUUUAUGAUAUUGUUGACGGCCAAGAGCAUCGAAGUGGGGACUCUAGCUCCGUGUGCAAUGAACAAGAAGCUGAAGCUGCUGUUCAACUGCUUAGAUUUUUCAAAAGGAGAUACCCCUCUGAAUUUGUCGCUGGAAGGAUUGGCAUCAUUACUCCCUACAAACGUCAGCUUGCGGUUUUGCGUUCUCGUUUCUCAAGUGCAUUUGGAUCUCAAGUAGCAGCAGAUAUGGAACUGAAUACUGUGGAUGGCUUUCAAGGGAGAGAGGUCGACAUAUUGGUGUUAUCCACUGUAAGAGCUACUCAUUCUGCUUCCGAUGGGAACAGUCAAAGUCGGAUUGGUUUCGUUGCAGAUGUUAGACGUAUGAAUGUUGCUCUCACAAGAGCCAGACUCUCCCUUUGGGUUUUUGGUAACACGCGAACCUUGCAAAGAGACCAUAACUGGGGUGCUCUUGUGAAAGAUGCAAAAGAAAGAGAAGCCAUCAUACCGGUUAAGAGACCAUACAACAUGUUUGGCGAGAAAGCCACGGAACAAAAACAGUUUGAGAAUCUUUCAAAGAAUUUUCCUGAGCCUGAGAAACAGCAUCAGCAUUCUCGCCGUAAAGAACAUAGAGCAGAGACAUCCUCUGAUAGAAAAAUGAGGAAACCUGAUGGAGAUGUUGUGCCUCUCUUAUCGAAAGGAUCAGAGAGCAAGCAGAGCAGACGAAAAGCCAAAGAAGAAGCUUCUUCUCAAAGGGAAAAACUAGCUACAGGCAGUGAGGAAGUAACAUCCGAAGUGAAUCCUAGGCGGAACCAAGAGAAGAAAGAAAAAAUGAAAGGUAUAGAGAAAAGCAGUGAUCCAGAGGAUACAGAUGUAACUAGUUCGAAGAAGGAAGAUCCAAAUGCGAGGAAAAAAUCUAAGAAGGCUUCAUCAAAGCUUGACAGUAACAAGAGGGAAAAAUCCACAGAUGAGUCUGAACAGAGAGACCGACAAGCAAACAAAAGCAAUGCUCCUUCUAAUCAAGGAGGUGGUGAAGAUUUAGUAUCUAAGCGGAAAAAAGAGCGUGAAGCUGUUGAGGCCAUUCUAAAAUCGUCUCUGAUUCCUUCACAUAAGCCUAAACCUCCAAAGCGACCACUGUCCCCAAGUUCAACUGCAAGCAGUCACACAAGACCGUCUAAAGCUAUCAAAGAAUCCACCAAGAACAACAGUAAACAAAGAUAACAAAAUGAUUUCACAAUUGUUAUUUCAGGCAAUCAUGAAACUAAUUGCUAACUAAUGUUUUUGGGUCACUACUUGAACAUUCUCUAGCAUCAUCAUAGUCUCGAGUAUAAGAUCAAAAAGUAGCACUCGGGAUUUUUUUUUGGCUCACCUAUAAUGAAAUAGCCUAUGCUUUACAAUAUUUUUUAUCUCCAGUUUCAAAAUUUUGGAUGUAAAGUUGCCUGUUAAGAAUUUUUUUGGUUCUA